Molecule: messenger RNA, 153 nt
Organism: Auanema sp. JU1783
Lineage: Eukaryota; Metazoa; Nematoda; Chromadorea; Rhabditida; Rhabditidae
Source: the annotation of a GenBank genome assembly
AAGAAAGAUAGUUUCUUCGUUGCCGAAGUUGAUGACUCCAAAGUGACGAAAGCCAAGGAUGUCAAUAUGAAAGAUAGAAAUGAAGACUGGUACUACAUAGAUGAUCCGAGGAACGCUAUUAACAAACGUAAACGAGGUGGAGUUGACGAAUGA